Molecule: messenger RNA, 438 nt
Organism: Soboliphyme baturini
Lineage: Eukaryota; Metazoa; Nematoda; Enoplea; Dioctophymatida; Soboliphymatidae
Source: the annotation of a GenBank genome assembly
AUGCCCAGUUUUCGGCCAUCGUUCGACGCAUCAACGUCGUCCCAGCUGACAAGCCGAUUAUUUUAUAGCUUUCUGGAAUUACUAACGAAGAAUGUGGAAAGUAUUUGCGAAUCUGCUUAUGCAUCUAAACGUGAAUUUUUAGGCAUUGUCGUUGGCUACAACUUCAUCCGCGGCUGCUCAGACAAAGUUCUUGUAUCAGGUUUUAACAACUCCGCCUUAGAGACGCAUCGUUUUCAGUACCUCGAUGUAUGUCGUCUCCUGCCGAGAAAGCAACUAAUGAACCAACGUGGUUCUACGCAGGCUAUUAUUGGAGAUGUUCACAUCUGCGGUUGCUUCCACAACAGAUGCAAUAAGACCGGACACACGAGACCGGUCAUGUGGCUUAUUGUAAACUGUUCGUUGCUGAUUUUUAUUCUACACUGCAAAGUCGUUCUGUAA